AUGUUUCAAUACGAUAAGAGUCGGAUCGAUACAAAGCGGCGUGCUGGCCUUGAUUAUAAACGGAAACAAUUCGCUACCCCAACUUAUAAGCAGCAGGAAUAUGUUCACCGGCUUAACUUCUAUGAGAUCCCACCGACCGCUGAAAUCACUCUUGAACAAUUCGAACAAUGGGCGAUCGAUCGCCUGAGAAUUCUUUCGGAGCUGGAAGCAUGCUCCUAUCGAAACAAGACUCCAGCAGAAACCGCCGCACAUAUCACGCCUCUUCUCCAAAAGUUCCUCCCUCUCCAUUCAAACACAGCUUCUAGCUCGGGUGUAGACCAAAGGCUGAAAGAUGAGAGACAAAAAGAUCACUACUCCCAUUUUAUACUGCGUCUGGCUUUUUCAUCGACCGAGGACCUGAGACGACGAUUCGUUCGGCUUGAGGCAAUGCUUUUCAAGUUUCGCUUCCAGCAAGAUGACUCGAAGGAGCGCCGGGCCUUUGUGGAAAGUCUCAACUUUGACUGGGAUAUACUCGCCGACGAAGAGAAGCAAGAAUUGGGAGAAAGCCUUCUCAAUGCAACUCCUGGGUUGAAACGGACUGAUGACGAAGGAUGGUUCAAGGUAGACUGGGAAAGGGUGCCGGAAUUGGUUGAACGCAAAGGAAUACUUGUCAAGAAGGGCAAGGCAUAUGUUCCGCUCCGGGAGCAACUAAGCAUGAUUCUUGCCGAAUUUAAUGCUAGGCUGGAAAAGGCGCUUGAGUUCACUAGUCGCGCUUUACCGCGCCUGGAUGAGGACGAUCGCCUCAUCCCGAUCCUUGACCACCUCUCGAAGAACUUUGGAACGUCGGAUACUUCAUACACCGAUGGCGAAGGUGCGGUUCCUGGAGCUGCGAUUAAUGCUGCUUCCGUCGACGCAUUAUCUCGUCACUUCCCUUUGUGCAUGCGAAACCUACAUAUGCAGUUACGGAAGAAUGCGCAUCUCAAACAUUUCGGCCGACUUCAAUACACGCUGUUCCUGAAAGGAAUCGGGCUAUCGCUUGAGGACUGUUUAAUAUUUUGGCGACAAUCCUUCAGAAACAUUAACGAUGAUGAGUUCAACUCAAAAUACAGGUAUAAUGUUCGACAUGCCUAUGGCGAUGUUGGGGGUGAUGCCAAUCGGCGAGGGAGAGGUUAUCCUCCAUAUUCGUGUCAAAAGAUCCUCACCGAUAAUGCUCCGGGCGCUGGGCAAACUCAUGGGUGCCCAUACCGUCACUUUUCAGUCGACAACCUGAUAUCACUACUUCAAGCUACCGGGGUGAACGAUAGGGAAACAUUACAAGGCGUUCGAGAAGAUGUGGCAAAAACGCGGUAUCAUAUUGCUUGCAAUCGUGUUUUCGAAUACGUGCACAAGGAUGACUUGAAAAAAGCGAAGGAUGAAGGGAUAAUGAAUCAAGCUGACCUUGACACGAUUGUCCAUCCCAACACAUAUUUCAAGCGAAGUUACCAGUUGAAAAAUCUGGGGAAGCUGUCGAAGGCAGAUGUGGAAAUGACAACAUAG
Messenger RNA from Uncinocarpus reesii 1704, 1515 nucleotides. RefSeq lists its product as uncharacterized. NCBI's taxonomy places the organism in Eukaryota, Fungi, Ascomycota, Eurotiomycetes, Onygenales, Onygenaceae. Gene Ontology annotation, cellular component: alpha DNA polymerase:primase complex. The record is from RefSeq and is a predicted model, not a curated record. The transcript has 3 exons. Bases 1 to 1515 code for a protein of 504 amino acids. Gene Ontology annotation, biological process: DNA replication, synthesis of primer.